Molecule: messenger RNA, 649 nt
Organism: Centruroides sculpturatus (bark scorpion)
Lineage: Eukaryota; Metazoa; Arthropoda; Arachnida; Scorpiones; Buthidae
Product: calmodulin-like
Exons: 1
Coding region: 67-516 (149 amino acids)
Cellular component (GO): myosin II complex
Molecular function (GO): calcium ion binding
Source: RefSeq, a predicted model, not a curated record
AUAACAAUACAAAAACUACAAUAAUCAUUCUUUUGGAAUAUUAAGAAUUAUAAUACAAAUUAGAAGAUGGAUAACUUAUCAUCAGAGCAAAUUACACUACUGCAAGAGGCUUUCUCCUUGUUUGACAAAGAUGGAACUGGUACGUUAUCAUGUACAGAAUUUGGUACCCUGAUACGAUCACUCGGUUAUAAUCCAUCAGAAGUUGAGCUAAAUGCCAUUGCAGAUGAACUGAGUGAACGUGGUAUUGACACUAUUGAUUUUUCUACGUUCUUGCAUCUGAUAAAUAAACAUAUGAAAGAUACAUUCAACAAGAAAGAUAUUCUUGAUGCAUUUAAGAUCUUGGAUCGUUAUGGCACUGGCUUUAUUAAUGCGAACGAAUUACGUUACAUUCUAACAACUCAAGGAGAGAAAUUGACAAACGAAGAAGUGGAUGAACUGUUUCAAGAAGUGAAGAUAGAUGAUGAAGGCAGAAUUAUUUAUGAUGAAUUUGUCAAAUUGGUCUUAUCAAAUCUGUAGAGUACCACUUAAAAUGUAAUUCAUUUCGGUUUGCGAAACAAAAUUUUGAUAAUUCAUCAAAAAUUAUUAAAUUUUCAAAAUUAAAUGAAUAUACAAUAGUUUGUUUAUUAGAAAAAUAAAAUUCAAAAUGUAA